AUGCAGCACACGCGUGAAGAUGUAUCUAGAAUAAGGCUAAGUUGGGCCUUUUGUUUUUAUUUUAUUCUUUUUUGUCGUUUUCGGCUUUCUGACUUAACGACAUCGUUUUCUCUUAUCCCAAAACCCCUACACCAACUCCACCUUCUUCUUCCUCCGCUUGGUGUGAAAUUACCAGACUCCUCCCUUUCAAUCUUCAGUGAUAAUACUAGAAACUUCUAUGGCGGCGGCACCAACAGCUUCAGCUUCAACAGCUUAUCUUUGUUCAUAUGCUUCUCCUCAUCGCCCAUCCCUUCCUUCAUCUUCUUCAAAUUAUUUCCAAACCCAUUUUCCUUGAAACCCAUUUCCUCCAGAGGCUUUUGUUUUUGUUUGCCCAAAAAUGCAAACAUUCCGGUAAUCAAUAACAACAGCAGCAGGAGAUGCCGAUUUCUUAAAGCUUCUCAGUCACAAUCCGAAGACUCCGCUUCCGAAACUGAUGAUGAAGAUGAGACUCCUCUCAGUAAAACAGAAGAGGAAGCGGACCAAGAACUUCCUUCAAGAUUGGAGUCUACUAUCUCAGCUUAUAAGGAGGCCAUUUUAAAUGGAGAUGAGAAAAGUAUAUCCGAUUUUGAAGAGAUAAUACACAUGGUAGAAAAGGAGAGGAAUGAGUUGUUAGAAAAGGUUUCUGUUUUGUCAGAUGAAAUUGGUGCUCAGAAGGACAAGUAUGUUCGUUUGCAAGCAGAUUUUGACAACUUCAGGAAGAGAACAGAGAAUGAGAAGCUAACAAUAAGGAGUAAUGCCCAGGGAGAAGUGAUUGAGAGUCUCUUGCCUAUGGUAGAUAACUUUGAACGAGCCAAGCAACAUAUGAAACUAGAGACAGAGCAGGAAAAGAAAAUUGAUGCAAGUUAUCAGGGCAUAUACAAGCAAUUUGUAGAAAUCAUGAAGAACUUGGGUGUAUCUGUUGUACCAACUGUUGGGACAUUAUUUGAUCCUAUGAUGGUAAAACUGAGACCUCAACCCAGAUAAGCAAAUGUACCCUCUAGUCUGAGGGGCUAAAUAAUUUUUGGUGAAUAAAUGUGCUAAUGCUUAGAAAUUUAGUGAAGUUUUGGUUUUCCAAAUUUAGUUGAUUAUUGGUGGGGAACCCUUGAGUAGGCCGUCAGGCUGAGACUCGACGAGAAAGAAAUGAUGCUGGAGCAACUGUAAUGAAGAUACAGUAUUGGAUCCCCUUACAUAUUAAAUCAGGACCUGGUAUCCUAGUUUGACUGGAUUAGUUAUCCACCUAGAAGUACUAUGAUAGUUGGCCAGGUUGUAAAACAAUGUAAACCAAGCCUAUAAGAACUGAACCACUAUUAUGGGUUGCAAUCAUUUUUGCAAGAAAAGUAGGCUGUUUUGGAAGUAUAUUUGUUAUACGUCCAUGAAUUCACAAGAUUGCCUACUCCAAGAAAGUAUGGAGAAUUAUAAACUCCCUGGUGUUUCGAAUUCUGAUUUCUUGUUUUGGCCUCCCCAAAAAGAAUUGUUGUUUUCUUUGAUAUUUCUUCAUUUGAUGUAUCCUUUGUGUAUAACAGAAAUGAUUAAAGGGUUCAUCUACAUGUUUUUCACUAACUCUAUUGGAAUUCCUGUAUUCUGUUCACA
Coffea arabica (coffee) is the source of this 1608-nucleotide messenger RNA. The record is from RefSeq and is a predicted model, not a curated record. NCBI's taxonomy places the organism in Eukaryota, Viridiplantae, Streptophyta, Magnoliopsida, Gentianales, Rubiaceae.